Molecule: messenger RNA, 1110 nt
Organism: Dissoconium aciculare CBS 342.82
Lineage: Eukaryota; Fungi; Ascomycota; Dothideomycetes; Mycosphaerellales; Dissoconiaceae
Exons: 1
Coding region: 45-764 (239 amino acids)
Source: RefSeq, a predicted model, not a curated record
CCUCCGCCCUUGGUGUCUCGCUAAUCGCAUCAUAUCUCCUCUUCAUGACGACGACGAAUUCACAACUGCUGCCCUUUGCAUUCAAUACUCCUGGAAACCCCGCGCUCUCUUCACAACCGCAGCAAUCACCAAAACAACAGCAAAGACAGCCUCACCAGUUACAACAUCCAAUGGACUCGAAUCCAGGCAUCCAACUCCCUCCUGCCUCCUCCGACUCCUCUGCCGGCACCAAUGACCCAGCUCCUCCGUCCGCGGGCACCGUCGGCCUCCUCGACGUAAUCGGCCAGCAACGCAGCAUCAGCAUCUUCGCAGGAUUCACCCGCGACGUUUCAAGCGUAGCCUCCCGACUGAGCUCCGGGGCAGGAUUACAGAAGGGAGGAAACUGCACCAUCCUUGCGCCACUCAACACCGCCAUGCGAGCACUUCCGCGGAAACCCUGGGAGGACGCCGCCGACUACGCCACGCUCGGCACGGAAGCCUAUGCCGGCGACGACGGCGAGAGCAGGGCGCAUGCCAACCUGAGGAGGUUCACCGAGGCACAUGUCCUCGUGAUGGAGCGGCCGGGGGCGUGGAAGGAGGGGGUUAAAGUCCCUAAUAUGCUGGGCCAGAUGAUCUGGUGGGAGAAGAAUGCCGAUGGCAAAGUCGUGGUACAGCCUGGUGAGGUUGAGGUCGAGAAAGUGGAGAGUAGGGUGGCGAAUGGGGAGAUUUGGAGUUUAAAGGGAGUGGUGGAUUACGCGUCUGCCGCGGAGAAGACGAAGGAGUAGUGGGACAGGCGCCGAUGAUUGACGAUUUUGAUGAUUGUGGGGAAGAGGAAUGAGUUGGGGACAGGACUGGAGUUGAGAUGACUUUCAUUCAUAUCUCAUCGACAAGUGCUGCACGCCUGACUUGACGAUUCGUGAUGACAUCUGUAUGUUUCGUCCUGAGUAUUAUUAAUGAACAACCAUGAUUCCUUUGCAUACUUUUCACAACAGAGGCGGGUUCCAGCGCUUGGGUGCCGUACUGUUGUGCCUUUGUAUGGGGAAUGUCGGUUGCACUUCGCCGAUUCAGGUAUUCAAAUUGCGAGCGCGGAUACAGACUCAGGAAUUGAGCCAGGCGCUCGGUCUCUCGCCA